GAAUCUUCUAUGCCGCCUAACCCACCGAAUUCAGUGACAAUCAAAUGUCACUUACCACGGAUAGAUUUUUACCGAGGGCUUACCGUCUAUUCUUCGGUGGAACGGCAUGUGACAGUUCAGUUAGGGCUUGGUUCAAUUUUCGAAGUCUCCGCACCUGGAACGGAAGUUGAACGAAUUUUCAUUUUAGAAUACUAUACAAUUUGACGUUGCACAGAAUGAAGUUCACGACAGAAACUUUCUCUCGAUGUGCAGCACGACUCGGAUUUUUGUCAGAUCUAGAGAGAAUACCUGACGUCGUAUUGGAAACUCCGUUAUUAAUGCUUUACACGAAGCGAGGCAGCAUUCCACAUGUGACCAAAGAUGUAUUGGAAAUGAUUACCACAGAAAAACAAUUACUAACACUCUCUUUACCCACAACGUUCACCAUGGUUGAUCCCGUUGAGAAAACCGAAUCAAUUGCUGAUUUCAUUGGAAUGAAGGAAUAUCCUGUAUUUCUCACAAUCCAAGAUCCAGCGGUAGCCAUUACUUCUGGCUACAACGAAAAGGACGCUGUUGCAUUAUGGACGAGGCAUGGGAAGCAAAUAAUCACUCCGGAUGAAUACAUGGACUUGGUGGAGGCGUUCAAGCCUGAUCUUUACAUGACAUUAUGCGACGGCGAUACAGAUAUGAACAGCAGCUCGAAAAGAAUCAGGAAGUCCGUCGAACGCAGUAAAAAAAUGUUCGAAAGAUGCUUGCAUAGACAUAACUCGUCCGCAGUGCUUGGAAAAAAGGGCCUACUGGGAGCUAUCGAGGGAGGGUAUAGCAUAGAAGCCAGAACACUUUCUGUACAAACUUUUGCCGGUGAAGAUCUAGCUGGAUUUGUCAUUGACGGACUUCAUAAAAACGGUCCGCUGACGGAGAACAUAAAGUUCACAUCGAUAGAAAAUGUCAUCAAACACACUAUUAACUUAUUACCAGAAGACAAAAUGCGAGUUUCAACGGGCAGUUGGAACCCUGAGACAGUCAUAAACCUAGUCGAUAUGGGGGUGGAUCUAUUUGAUUCAUCGUACGCUUAUUUCAUCACCGAACGUUCUUGCGCUCUGACUUUCCUGUGCCAACAUUCCGAAGCCAACGAGUCAGCUAUGAUAUCGAUUGCGGAGACUAGGUACGCCGAUGACUUUUCGCCCAUAUGCCGAGUGUGCGAAUGUCUAACCUGUAAAAAUCACACGAGAGCGUAUCUGCAUCAUUUACACCACACUAAAGAGCUCUUGGAACGAGUUCUCCUGAUGAUACACAAUACGCACCACUGUCUACAAUACUUCAAAGAAAUUCGCGAGAGUUUGAAAAGCGGCACCUUCCAAGAUUUAAAGUACAGGAUUCACGGGAAAUUUUCCAAAAGUGUUUAGGAGAAUCGAAAUCUUCGUAUUGCAAUGGAAAUGGAUAUGACAGGAAAUAAAAAUAUAUUUUGAA
This is a messenger RNA of Athalia rosae (coleseed sawfly), 1449 nucleotides long. Its product is annotated as queuine tRNA-ribosyltransferase accessory subunit 2. Gene Ontology annotation, molecular function: tRNA-guanosine(34) queuine transglycosylase activity. NCBI's taxonomy places the organism in Eukaryota, Metazoa, Arthropoda, Insecta, Hymenoptera, Athaliidae. Bases 216 to 1385 code for a protein of 389 amino acids. The transcript has 6 exons. The record is from RefSeq and is a predicted model, not a curated record.